CCGAAGAUGCAGCAGUAGCCCCGCCUCCUUCUGUUUAGUUUUGCAUAAUGAGCAUGUGACCCUAUAAACAGAGGCGGUGCAUGAGUUCAUUGCCUGCCUAACGGUUUUUAGCGGUUGGCGCAUGGUGUUUUUAAAUUUUUGGUCUCUUUCUCUUGGUUCUCUCUUUCAGGUUGGGGCUUUUGGUGGUGCUUAUAGUCAGAAGCUUCUGGGAAAACAUCACAUCAUCCCACCUAAAGGAUUUGGGCUAAGCGAAGGGAAAACGUUCCCGUGCCAAUUACCAAAUUGUUUAUCAGGUGCUGAAAGUGAGACAGUCAUGAUGGAUGGUGGUAGUGGGAUCCCUAUCCAGGAUCUCUGUGAGGAAGCCACUUGUCCCAUCUGCCUGGACUAUUUCAAGGAUCCAGUGACUUUGGAAUGCGGGCACAAUUUCUGCCAAGGCUGCCUGAGGCGGUGUUGGGAGGAGACAGAGGCAGAGGCCUCCUGCCCUCAGUGUAGAGAAAAAAUUCAGCAACGGCAUCUCCGGCCAAAUCAGCAGCUGUCAAACUUUGUAGAAAUCACCAAGAAACUCAAAGGUCAGGGAGCCAAGGGAGAUGAAGGCAACUGCGUUCUCUGUAACUGCGAGAAACACCAGGAGCCCCUCAAGCUCUUCUGUAAGGACGAUGAAACCCCGAUCUGUGUGGUGUGUGACAGAUCCAAGGAGCACAAAAACCAUGAAGUAGUUCCUGUGGAAGAGGCUUCCCAAGAGUACAAGGACCAAAUCUGUAACUGCCUGGAGAGUCUGAAGAAGGAGAGAGAAGACAUUCAGGCCUCCAAAGCAGCUUCAGAAAAGGAAAGCCAAGACUUGCUUAAGCAGAUAGAAGCAGAGAGGCAAAAGACUACAGUAGAGCUCAGAAAAUUACGCCAGUUUUUGGAUGAACAGGAGACACUUCGGCUUGCCCAGAUGGAAGAACUGGAGAAGGUGAUAAUCCAGAUAAGAGAAAAGAACUUGGCCAGCCUCUCUCAGGAACUCUCCUCUCUUGAAAGUCUCAUUCAGGAGAUGGAGGAGAAGCAUCAGCAGCCAGCAAGUAAACUCCUUCAGGAUGUGAGAAGAAUUUUGAUGAGUACUGAGAAAAGAGAGAACCUGGAAAAAACUGUGGCUUUUCCUCCUUGGCUGACAUGGAUGAUUUCAGACAUCUUUGAUAUAAGUCCCUUCUUAGAGAUUGUCUUGAAGCAACUCAAAGAUACUUUUUUCUCCAGACCUCCCUUGCAGAAAGCAAACAUAACUCUGGAUCCAGACACAGCUUUCCCACAGCUCGUUGUUUCUGAGGAUUGCAAGAGUGUGACAUGUGGUGACAAACCUCGAGACCUGCCUGAUUUUCCUGAGAGAUUUGACAAGUGCGCUUAUGUGCUGGGUUGUGAGGGAUUCACAGCUGGUCGGCACUUCUGGGAAGUCUUUGUGGAAACAGAGGAAGAAUGGGCUGUGGGGGUGGCUAGGAAGUCUGUAAGAAGAAAGGGCUGUGUCAGCAUAAGCCCAGAAGAAGGGAUCUGGGCUGUGGGGAAGUGGGAUGGUGCCUACAGGGUCCCUGACUCACAUGCUCAGUCUGUUCUGUCCCUGAGGAGGGAGCCCAAGACGAUUGCAGUCUCUUUGAAUUGCGCUGGGGGAAGGGUGGCCUUUUAUGAUACUGAUACGAGAGUCCUUCUUCACAUAUUCUCUGGGGUCUCAUUCUCAGGAGAGGCCCUUCUCCCUUUCUUUUGGCUGCGGGGACAAAGAGCCAACAUCCAGAUCUCUUUCCUUUGAACCAAUAACUCCAAACAUCAGGGCCAGGGCUUGAUGGCAUACUUGCAAGAGAAUGAGGUUUGCAUGUCCUGAAUACAAAUUCUGAGUCCAGGAAAACUAUAUGUGUUUAUGUUGAGAACACUAAUUCUGUUACAGUUACAUUCUACAGUGCCUUCUGUGCCACAUAUGAAUGCCCAAUAUUUGACUUUUUGUACAAAAAUUGCCCUAUACCUGUGUUAAUUGUGAUGUGUCUUGCCAUGUUGUUAUCCUGUAAUAACAGAGCCUCCAGCUAGGAUUCACUCCAACCUUGGCAGCUGAUGCUGUGUUAAGAGAUAGUCAUAAGGUUAGCAGACAAGGCUGGAUGAAAAGAGACCCAGCUGGGUUUCCUGGCUUCUUUCAGGCAUGCUACCUGGUCAAUCAGAUCAGGCAUCACUUCCUAGAGCCAUCUUUCUUGUACUCCAGGGAUGGGCAAAUGCAGUAGAGUCAGGCGGCUGCAUUUGGGUUUUGGGAACUAGAGGGCUUGCCCUUUUAAUUUUUUAAACAACUCCUUAUUUUAAUUAGCUAAUUUAAUUGCUUCCAUUUAAUUAAUUUUACCUCUUUUCUUAAAGUAGAAAAAUACAGUACUUUAAAAACAUUUCAAUACCAUAGGACAUUUUAAUUGUCUCCCACUAUAAAUAAUUUCUCUCACUGUAUUUAACGAUUGGUAAAUUCUUGGCUUAUUUAGAGAAGUAUGAGGGAUGCAUUUUAGCUUUUACAUAAUGCUGUUAAUAAAAAAUGGUCUUAUAUGAAACAGGGGUUAUGGUAGAAAAAAAUUGCUGGGUUUUUAAGGGAGCAGAGUUUUUCAGUGGUGGCUUGGAAAAGAUGAACCGUUUGUCUCCCUGAAAUUUUUGAUUGGUGUCUUCUUAAGGCAGUGGAGUAGGUCUGCCUUAACAGGCCUUGUCUUCAGAAAAAGAGGAACUAUAAACAAGUACCUUAACACUUUUCACUGAAGCUGCAACCAUCAGCUCACCAGCCUGUCGGUUUACAGGGACAAAGGCUGCUACAUCUAGCCAGAUUUUUGGACUUCCCCCCGUCCUUCAGAUUUUGCACCAUCUAAGUCUAGAAAAUAGUUUUGGAAAGCCCCUGCUAGAAAAACUGACUUCCCCAUUCAAAAAAGCUUACAAACAUAAGUUUGAGGCAAUUUAGUAGCCUUUUACUUCAUUUGCUUAGAAAGACUUCACAAAGCCAUCUCCCAGCAACUGGACUGUCCUCUUGAUUUACAAGCUAUUUUUCUUUAGUUCAUGUUGUUAUCUUUCCCACAUUGAGUUGCAUUGUUACUGUCCUUAAUUAAUAUGCUCAACUCCGUUUUCCUAUGUUCUGUCUGUAGCUACAAUUUCAAAUAUAGUUUUUAAAAACAGGUUGUUGAAAACUCCAAGCUUGCAACAUUUGUGAUGUUUGGGUUAGUCAAUA
Messenger RNA from Sceloporus undulatus (fence lizard), 3202 nucleotides. RefSeq names its product zinc finger protein RFP-like. The record is from RefSeq and is a predicted model, not a curated record. The coding region runs from base 122 to 1774 and encodes 550 amino acids. Gene Ontology annotation, molecular function: protein binding; zinc ion binding. NCBI's taxonomy places the organism in Eukaryota, Metazoa, Chordata, Lepidosauria, Squamata, Phrynosomatidae. The transcript has 9 exons.